Messenger RNA from Pipistrellus kuhlii (Kuhl's pipistrelle), 4928 nucleotides. RefSeq names its product autophagy related 7 (gene ATG7). Gene Ontology annotation, cellular component: phagophore assembly site; cytoplasm. The coding region runs from base 16 to 2235 and encodes 739 amino acids. The record is from RefSeq and is a predicted model, not a curated record. Gene Ontology annotation, biological process: protein modification by small protein conjugation; autophagosome assembly; autophagy of mitochondrion. The transcript is spliced from 19 exons. Gene Ontology annotation, molecular function: Atg8 activating enzyme activity; Atg12 activating enzyme activity. Lineage: Eukaryota; Metazoa; Chordata; Mammalia; Chiroptera; Vespertilionidae.
CGGCUCCUUGUGCGCAUGCGCACCACUAACCCCAAGGCGGGGGCGGGGUCACAUUACGUCAUCGGAGCGCGCCCUGCGGACGUCGCUGCGGGGUUGCCGGAAGUUGAGCGGCGUAGGCACCAAAUAAUGGCAGCAGCUACGGGGGAUCCUGGACUCUUUAAAUUGCAGUUUGCUCCCUUUAGCAGUGCCUUGGAUGUUGGAUUUUGGCAUGAGUUGACCCAGAAGAAGCUGAAUGAGUAUCGGCUGGAUGAAGCUCCCAAGGACAUUAAGGGUUAUUACUUCAAUGGUGAUUCUGCCGGGCUUCCAGCUCGUUUAACAUUGGAGUUCAGUGCUUUUGACAGGAAUGCUCCCACCCCAGCCCAUUGCUGCCCCGCUGUUGGAACACUGUAUAACACCAACACACUCGAGGCUUUCAAGGCUGCAGAUAAGAAGCUACUUUUGGAGCAAGCAGCAAAUGAGAUAUGGGAAUCCAUAAAAUCAGGUGCUGCUCUCAGAAACCCUGUCCUCCUCAACAAAUUCCUCCUUUUGACAUUUGCAGAUCUGAAGAAGUACCACUUCUAUUAUUGGUUUUGCUCUCCUGCUCUCUGCCUUCCUGAGAGUAUACCCCUCAUUCAGGGGCCAGUGGGCUUGGAUCAAAGGUUUUCACCAAAACAGAUUCAAGCCCUUGAGCGUGCAUAUGAUGAUCUCUGUCAAGCUGAAGGAGUCCCAGCAUUACCUUACUUCCUAAUCAAGUAUGAUGAGAACACGGUGCUGGUUUCCUUGCUUAAACACUACAGUGGUUUCUUCCAAGAUCAAAGGACAAAGAUAACAGUUGGUGUAUAUGAUCCCUGUAACUUAGCCCAAUACCCUGGAUGGCCUCUGAGGAAUUUUUUGGUCCUAGCAGCCCACAAAUGGAGUAGUAGUUUCCAGUCUGUUGAAGUCCUCUGCUUCCGGGACCGCACCUUGCAGGGGGUCAGAGACAUCACCCACAGCAUCAUCUUCGAAGUGAAGCUUCCAGAAAUGGCUUUUAGCCCAGAUUGUCCCAAAGCAGUCGGAUGGGAAAAGAACCAGAAAGGAGGCAUGGGACCAAGGAUGGUGAACCUCAGUGAGUGUAUGGACCCUAAAAGAUUAGCUGAGUCAUCAGUGGAUCUAAAUCUCAAAUUGAUGUGUUGGAGAUUGGUGCCUACUUUGGACUUAGACAAAGUUGUAUCUGUCAAAUGUCUGCUGCUUGGAGCUGGCACCUUGGGCUGUAAUGUAGCUAGGACACUGAUGGGGUGGGGCGUCAGACACAUCACAUUUGUGGACAAUGCCAAGAUCUCCUACUCCAAUCCUGUGCGGCAGCCUCUCUAUGAAUUUGAAGAUUGCCUCACAGGUGGCAAGCCCAAGGCCCUGGCUGCAGCAGACCGGCUCCAGAGAAUAUUCCCCGGAGUGAAUGCCAGAGGGUUCAACAUGAGCAUCCCCAUGCCUGGACAUCCAGUGAACUUCUCCAACAUCACUCUGGAGCAAGCCCGCAGGGAUGUGGAGCAACUGGAGCAGCUCAUUGAAAGCCAUGAUGUUAUCUUUCUGUUGAUGGACACCAGGGAGAGCCGGUGGCUUCCUGCCGUCAUUGCUGCGAGCAAGAGAAAGCUGGUCAUCAAUGCCGCCUUGGGCUUUGACACAUUUGUUGUCAUGAGGCAUGGCCUGAAGAAACCUAAGCAUCAGGGCGCUGGAGACUUGUGUCCCAGCCACCCUGUGGCACCUGCAGACCUGGGCUCGUCGCUUUUUGCCAACAUUCCUGGUUACAAACUUGGCUGUUAUUUCUGCAAUGAUGUGGUGGCCCCGGGAGAUUCAACCAGAGACCGGACCUUGGAUCAGCAGUGCACUGUGAGUCGUCCAGGACUGGCCAUGAUUGCAGGAGCCCUGGCAGUGGAAUUGAUGGUUUCUGUGUUGCAGCAUCCAGAAGGGGGCUACGCCAUUGCCAGCAGCAGUGAUGACCGCAUGAAUGAGCCUCCAACCUCUCUUGGGCUUGUACCUCACCAGAUCCGGGGAUUUCUGUCAAGAUUUGAUAAUGUCCUUCCUGUCAGCCUGGCAUUUGACAAAUGUACAGCUUGUUCUUCCAAAGUUCUUGAUCAAUAUGAACGAGAAGGAUUUCAAUUCCUAGAGAAGGUGUUUAAUUCUUCACAUUCCUUCUUAGAAGACUUGACUGGUCUUACAUUACUGCAUCAAGAGACCCAAGCUGCUGAGAUCUGGGACAUGAGUGACGAUGAGACCGUCUGACAGCCCACCUCAGUGACAGCCGCUGCCUGCUGGGGAGCUCAGUGGCCAGAGCAGGACUGCUGCCUACGACCGGUGACUCUGGGCCCCGCAUCCCCCACCCUUCGUCCCUUCCUCUCCGCACCUUGAGGACUGGGGCCUUCCCUUCGCUGCCCAGGAGCUUCUGGCGUUCUUCACUUCUGGUUCAUGACGCUGCCAGUUCUGAGCUAAAUAAUAACCUUGGCAUUGCCACCAACGAGGCGAGGCUCCCUCCACGAGCAGUUCUUUUCUCUCCUCUCGUCAGUGUUUGUUAGGCCCCCAGGAUCCUUCCCACCGUGGCCCCCACGGGGUGGCAAUGAGCACAGGCAGAGAGUUGUCCCAACGAAGACUACAUAAAUGCUCUCCUCCUUCUAGAGACCACUGUGGGCUGCACUGCAACCCCGUCCCCCCGUCCCUGCCCUCUGCCAUCCUUUGUGGUGCCCGCUGUGUCUGCCUCAGUCUGUGGCCAGCAGGCGGUGAGAGUUCACGUGGGCUCUACCUGAUCUUCUCUCUUAUCCUGAGUCUGCACACCUGUGGCACCAGAGUGGGUGUGGAAACUUCUCAUCCUUGUGGUCUCAUCUUUAAUCUCGGGCCUGGAACCAAAGUCAAAAUGGGAGUCUGACACUGGCUCUAGGAAGAGGAGGAUUUCUGGAGGUUAGGUUUUCAGUGCUGGUUCUCAAUUGCAAUUCCAGUUUUCUAGCCCAUGUGGGGCGUAAACAGGGGCACCUCUGUAGAGAGGCGCAGUGUGGCUAAGCACCCCACCCUCCCAGCAAAGCACUGGCACUCCAGGACCAAGGUCACACGUACAGUCCGUGGUUUAAGAGCACUUUAUUAUUGUUCUUAAGGCUACUUUUAAGUACAAAAAAAAGAUGGCCUGCCAAACCUUUUUUUUUUUUCUUCUUCUUCUUCCAGGAAAAACAGGCCACAGAGAAUGGUAUAUUACAGAUUUACAAACAUGGAGAGAACUGUCAGAACGCACUGCGGAUGGCGUGGCUCUGUGAAGACCCUCACCGUGCUCCUCCUGCAGCCGGGGAGUGUGUCCCUUCCCAGUGAAAUGUUUGGUUUCCUGCUUCCCCGUCUGCUGAGGCCCCUCCGGUACUGCCUAUCCCAGAUAGGCCAGUGCCCGGGGACCCAGCCACCACCACCGUCCCUCCCCGGCGGACAGCUGUGCGAGGAGCCUCUUCACAGAGCCCGCUGGCAGUGGGCCGUUUCCUGUGGCAAUGCUCAGUAGCCUGUAGCAGUAACAAACUAGUGGCUAUUAAGGCAGAUGCAGUGUUCUCAUAGAAUAACUGUGUUCCUGCACUUUUACAGACAAAUCUACGACAAAAAAAAGAUCAACUUUUUUUUUUUCCAAACAAAAAAAUUAUGAAUGAUUACAAUAGGAAAGGGAAAAAUUAAAUAGCUACAUAUCAUUAACAAAUUAAUUGUUCUUCAAAAAAUACCUACAAAUUUCUCUGUACAUUCUUUACGCACAGCGUAAUGAUGGUCUUAAAGUUACCUAUAUAAAAAAAGUGUUCUCAACAAUUUUUCCUACAGAAAAUACAGGGGCCUGGAUGCGAAAGCCUGGAAGCCCAGUGAAGUGGGAGUGAAAUGUGUGCAGGGGCGAGAGGACAGGGCCUUCCCUUCGCCUUUUCAAAGGCCUGCAGCCACCCUGUGACCACAGCAAGAGCCAGUCCUCCGACCUUUUCACCCGGCGCCGGUUUCCAAAGGGGACCAGCUCACCUGUGGUUUUCUCAGGCUGAAACCCAGCCUGGGGGACUCCUGGGAGCCCACGAUGCCUUGCAGGUGGGGUGGUCAUGCCAGCGUCACCUGGCCAGGUGACUUCUCAAACCCUCCAGUGAGCGGGCCGGAAUGUAGCCCGGGAGGGGCAGGGGGAUAGACACAUGCGUUUACUGAAAAGAGGAGCAGCUGUUGAACAUCCACAGCUGUGUCUGUCAUGCUUUCUUCAUCUAAUUUCUAGUUAGUAGCUAUUACUAUAGCAAACGAUAAUAAAUGCAGUAAUAACUGUAUAAAGUCAGAGGAAUGUAUACUGCCUUGGCCCCAGCGUAUGAGGAAGCACACAAAAUAGCAUAUCACAGAUUGUCAGUAAUCUGCUGUUUAGCCAAGAGAGUUAAAGGGGGCAGUUUCAGCACAGAAGAAAGUUGGAAGACAACUCCCAACCCCCCUGGGAGCUAGUAAUAAGCAUAAGCAGACAGGGACGCAAAAAAAUAAAUGAUGCUGUCAGCCUGCAGCAAAAACUCCAGCAUCCUACACCCCGGCUGACCAGCGACUCGACUGCCCAUCCCAGGGCCUGCCUGGGGCCACGUGGCCCCACUACUAGGGAGUAACGUGAAUAUCAAAUACAAAUCUUAGAGUACAACUGUACCAGCAGUAAGUAUAUCUAGGACUGUAACUGACAAAAAUAAACUAAUUCUGAACAGAAGCUAGCAUUAAGGUUUGUGUUUACCGUUUAUACAAUUAAUAGAAACCAGCUAUUUUCCCCCCUUAAAAACAUGCAUCAUGUUUAAAGCACUACGGAACCCCAGCUCUAGCCUAACAAACUGCAGUGUUUAGGAAAAGUAGAAUGCCCGUGAUUGGUGGAGUCUGCAGUCCAGUUGCAAGCACCUGAAAUCUAGAGAGAAAGACCUAUAACCAGUAUGAGACUUCCCCUUCCAAAGCUGUUUAGUCUAAGUUUAAAA